Molecule: messenger RNA, 1197 nt
Organism: Ostrea edulis (European flat oyster)
Lineage: Eukaryota; Metazoa; Mollusca; Bivalvia; Ostreida; Ostreidae
Product: ficolin-1-like
Exons: 7
Coding region: 1-1170 (389 amino acids)
Source: RefSeq, a predicted model, not a curated record
AUGGUACAUAUAGCCCUGCUUUUAUUGUGUCUGUCGUUUGAUCGACUGAACGGGGAUACUCUCCAUCUACAAUAUGGCAAACGACUCGGAAAUGCUUUGAUCGAUGUGGCUCAGACGGUCACUCUCAUUGAUUGCAUUGAAGAAUGUCUGUUCCGUAAAAGGUGUCUGUCAGUCAAUUACUGGAGUAGUGUAACGCUGUGUGAAAUGAAUAGUAAGACCGGACCUUUGGCUGCGCUCAUUGACGAGACCAGAACUGUUUUCACAGACAUUCGAAAUUGGGACAAGAGACUGGCAAGAAGCUGUGCGGGUCAUCAGUGUCCGAUUAAUAUGAAAUGUGUACCGAGACCUUUACAAAACUACACAUGUGAAUUGUCAGACUGCGGUCCCAUACCUCCAUUUAGAAAUGCCAUAGAAGUAUCGCCGAAGGGAAUGUUUCUCACUUUCGGAAUUGGGUCGUUGAGGACAUUCCAAUGCAACCCAUGGCCAUACCAGACGAAAUACACUCGCCAAAUGAUCUGUGGGUCAGAUGGACAUUGGUCUUCACGGUCAUCAUGUGAUGUUAUGACAUGUGCAACUGAGCUGACCUCGUUUGAAGCUUUGAUAGUGGAUGGUGAACCUGUGAAAGUGCCUGUCGUUUCCUCGGUGGGACACAAAUGGAUAAUUAUUCAAAGACGAUGCUUCAAUGACGUCAAUUUUUACAGAACUUGGUCAGAAUACAAAUCUGGAUUUGGUAAUUUUACCCAAAAAUCAGAUUUCUGGAUCGGAAAUGACGUCAUUCACAAACUUACAAAUGCUGGAUAUAGUUACAUGAGAGUAGAGAUGUUAAAAACUAACGAGGAACAAUUAGAAGCGGAAUAUGAAGAUUUUAGGGUGGGAGAUGAGGCCAUGCAUUACCAGCUUACCGUCAGUGGAUUUAACGGAAAGUAUGACUGCAUGACUACUAAGGAUAGGACUCAAUCCGAUUUAAAUGGACAUCCCUUUAGUACAAAAGACCGAGAAUCGUCCUGUGCACGAUCACUACAGUCUGGGUGGUGGCAUAAAGCGUGUACCUGUGGGAAUGUCAACGGGUUAUUUGGCUCCGAUACUUUCAAUGGGAUACGCUGGAGGUGUUCCGAGGGAUGGAUUUGUCCACUGAAAGCCACCCGCAUCCUCAUCCGAAAAAGAGACUAAUUAUAAUCUUCAAUGCUUGCAUUCAUU